GUAUUGCCUUCCAACAUGGAGGAGAAAGGGGACGAGUACCAAAGGAGUAUGCACAAAGGAGUGUGUCCAAAGAGGGCGCCUUUGUGGGCGGAGCAGGCGGGCCUGUGUCCUGUGAUUCCUCCUCUUCUUCGUCUCCUCCUCCUCCUCUGUCUGGGCAGGAGAAAGGGCCUCCGCGGCCUUCCCCGUCCUCCUUUUCCUCCAGCCCCAAAGAGGCCGGGCGUCUGGAGGAGGAGCCGCUUUCGGUUUAUAUUCCCAAGCAGAGCUGCUUCGAUCCCGGCGUGGGCCGCAGCACAGGAAGCCAUGCAGGCGGGCUCCAAGCAGGCGGUGCUGGCAGCGGCGCAGGAGCUGCUGAAGUUUGUGAACCGGAGUCCCUCCCCUUAUCAUGUGGUUGCUGAGUGUCGGAGCCGCCUGCUUCAAGCUGGUUUUCAGGAGCUUAAGGAAACUGAACACUGGGAUAUCCAGCCAAACCGAAAGUAUUUUGUGACCAGAAACUUCUCAACACUGAUUGCCUUUGCCGUGGGAGGAAAGUUCCAACCUGGCAAUGGAUUCACCUUGAUUGGAGCCCACACGGACAGCCCCUGUCUGCGGGUGAAACGCUCCUCGAAACGUAACCAGGAAGGCACCGUCCAGGUGGCAGUGGAGACCUAUGGGGGUGGCAUCUGGAACACCUGGUUUGAUCGUGACCUCUCUGUUGCUGGAAGAGUCAUUGUCAAGGACCGGUCCUCAGGGCGGCUGGAGCAGAAAUUGGUGCGGGUGGAGCGUCCCAUUCUCCGCAUCCCCCAUCUGGCCAUCCACCUCCAGCGCAAUGUGAAUGAGAGCUUUGGACCAAACACCGAGCACCAUCUGGUCCCAAUUCUGGCCACAGAAGUCCAGGAUGCUCUGGAGAAGGAAGAGUCCCUCUCUGGGAAGACUUCUACCUCAUCCUUCCUGCAUCGUCACUGUCCAGCUCUCUUGUCCCUCAUCUGCUCCCAGCUGGAGGUGAAACCUGAGCAAGUGGUAGAGAUGGAGUUGUGCCUCGUGGACACACAGCCUCCGACCUUAGGUGGUGUCUACAAUGAGUUCAUAUUCUCCCCUCGCCUAGACAACCUCCAUAGCUGCUACUGUGCACUACAGGCCCUGAUUGACUCUAGCGAAGCUCCUGGAGCCCUUGAUCAAGAACGAAAUGUGCGCCUGGUUGCCCUUUAUGACAAUGAAGAGGUUGGCUCUGAUAGCGCCCAAGGGGCGCAAUCACUCCUCACUGAACUUGUCCUUCGACGCAUCUCAGUUUCGGCCCAGAACCUGACGGCGUUUGAGGAAGCUGUGCCAAAGUCCUUCAUGAUCAGUGCAGAUAUGGCCCAUGCUGUGCACCCCAACUAUGCAGACAAGCAUGAUAAGAACCACCGUCCAGAGUUCCACAAGGGGCCUACAAUCAAGGUGAACAACAAUCAACGCUAUGCAUCCACCGCUGUCACUGAGGCUUUGCUUCGUGAGAUUGCCAGCCAAGUGAAGGUCCCCUUGCAAGAAUUCAUGGUCCGUAAUGACUCUCCCUGUGGCUCCACCAUCGGACCCCUCCUGUCCUCCCGCCUGGGUUUGCGUGUCCUGGAUAUCGGCUGCCCACAGCUAGCCAUGCACUCCAUUCGCGAAAUGUGUUGCACCUCAGGGGUUCUUCAGUCGAUCACUCUUUUUAAGGGCUUUUUUGAGCGGUUUCCUGAGCUGAAUCAGGAUCUGCUGAGCAACUGAUAGAUGUCUCCAAGGUAAAAAGAAGGUUGCCUUCCUGUUUUCAAUAAAAAAACAACAACAUUCAAUCCAGUGACUCUCUGUGCCAUAGUGGGGGUCGGUGUCUGACUGCUUCUUGGUAAAUUACAUGUUUUUAUCCCGGCCCCAGAGCUUUCAAUCAGAGAGGCUGUGAUAUAGAAUUUCCUUAUGCGAAAAUUUGGUUCAAGUGGGUGAAGCUUCAAAGGAUAAUCCAGAGUCAUCUUGAUGCCUCAGAUGGCACCGAACAUGUAGAUGACAAGCCAGGACUGGUAAAUGUCAGAUGAUGCAUAGUUGAGUUUCUCAUCCCACUCCUACAUCCUUUCUUUGCUUGCUUAGCAGAGCUCGGAAUUACUUGUCAUCCUUUAUGAAGACGUUCUCUCAGAAUGUCAACGAGAGACAUGAGUUGUUAUGGUUGUGUGCCUUCACGUCACUUCUGACUUACGACACCCCUAUCAUUGGGUUUUCUCGGCAGCAUUUGUUUAGAGGUGGCUUACUGUUACUUUCCUCUGAGGCUGAGAGAGGGUGAAGAUCAUACAGUGCAUUUUUUAAAAAAAAUAAUAUUUAUUGAGUAUUCUCUAAAAUCUUCAAAAACCAAACAUUUUGGAAAAAAUAUAUAAUUAGAAAUGUAUCAAGAGGAAAGGGAGAGAAGAAAAAAAGGAAGAUGCAAGAGAGAGAAAAAGAGAAGAAAAGAAGAAAAAAUAAAAAAGAGGAAAGAAAGAAAGAAAGUUUUUAAAAAAUCUUGGGUUGGCUUCCGGGCGACUUCCUUGAGGUUUCCUCCUUUUUGUUCGUAGUUUCUCUCCUUCCAUUUUCUACUUCCUUUCUUCUUUUAUUCAAAUAUUUUGAUGUAUGCCCCAUUAGUCAUAUUAUUAUGCUAUUGGUUUUUUUUGUUUCAGGUAUUUUGUUAUCAGGCUCGAGUCUGUUUCUUUGUUUUUCGUUAACCUUUGCUAUCAAGUAGGUUAGUCUGUCUAUAUUUCUUAUUUCAUAAUCUUUGCAGACCAAUCCUCCAUCAUACAGUGCAUUUCCAUGGUUGAGUGAGGAUUCAAACCAUGGUCUCUGUACUGCUUUGCUCCAGAAACAGCCUUACAACACGAGUAAAAGUAACUAAGAAAGCUUUACUUCCUAAUAAUAAACCAUGCUGUUUAUUAUUAUUAAAACAGCAGUAAAGGAAAUAGAAGGUAAAGUUCCAAAGCAAAGCAAGGUCUUACAGCAGACGUGAAACAAAAGUCUUUGGCAAGAAGUCUUCACAGUAGACAGGAGCAAAGGUCUGGCAAAAAAAAGGCUUAUAGUAUACAGGAACAAGUGUCUUUAGCAAGAAGUUUUUUUGCAAAGCCAACGCUGAGACUGUAGCACGGAGACUGGAAUACAAACACACCAGGAAGGUCGGUUGCUGCCAGCACUGACUACUGGCUCUGCUGCUAAUUUAUAGCCCUGAGCUCCUGGCACAGAUGUUCCUAGGACCAUGAUUCUAGCUGACCUUCUCCUUUCUUCUUUUGCCGGUCUAAAAACGUAGGAAUGUAUAGUAUGUCUUUCUCGCCUUCUCCUUCCUCCUCAACACUUGGUCCCAAAUCCCUAAGUACUACCUCUUCAACCUCCUGUUCUACCUCCUCCUCAGAAGCUGAAGAGUAGUCCACCACAGUCUCCCAGUGUCCUAGGAAGGAUUUUCACUGUGGAAUUAAUGCAGUUUGACGCCACUUUAAUUUCCAUGGUUCAAUGUUAAGGAAUCAUGGAGUUUUACCAGGUUUUUGAUCUUCUCUGCCAAAGAGUGGUGGUACCUCACCAAACUACAACUCUCAUGAUUCCAUAGUAUGGAGCCAUGGCAGCUCAAGUGGCAUCAAACUGCCUUGAUUCUACAGUAUAAAUUCACCCUGUAUCCAAUACUCAAAAUCCCUACAUCACACUGGUAAGACAUUGAUAUCCAGGCACACCUAUACACCACCAAAAUAGGUGAACUGCACAUUUCCAAGUUUGCUUUAUAUAGCAGGUUUUUGCUGAUGUGUCUUCAACACAAUUAUGGUGGUACAUAAGUAUAUUUUUCCUUUAUUUCUGGUGUUUUAAUAAACUCCCAUUAAGCUAGUGGCCCAUGUAAAUGACAUCUGCAAAACCAUACUACUGUGCCAUCUUGUUCCUUGGGAUUUGUGAAAUGAACUAUCACUUCCAUAUCUGUGUGGGAAGUGAUCGUUCAAGUCCAAAACUGUAACUACAAGUGUAUGCUUAUUCAUGUAAUGCACAAAUGCUUCAAAUAGACCUUCAGUGGUGGUUCUCCGUGUUCAGCAUUGAUGUGAUCGAAAUGGAUGGGAAAGAGCUCAGGUGUACUUACUCAUUGACUUGCCAGCUGAUUUUCCUCUGACCUUGUUCACCUAGAAUACAAGACUUUCCAGUUCAGGGCUUUGGUUUUCCAGGUGUUUUUUAUUCCAGCUCCCAGAAUUCCUGAUCAUGGGUCAAACUGCCUGGAGCUUCUGAGAAUUUGUAUCCCCAAAGACUAGUUUGAGAGCCUGCAUUCUAGAUUGGGAUGGGAACCAUGCAGCCCUCCAGAUCCUGAAUUGCAGCUCCCAUCUCCCCUCAAUAUUGUCUGUACUACAUGGGACUGCUUUGAGGGUCUCAUGUUCCCCUGCAAGAGCAAAAGGGGCACGGUCAGCACCCUUGCAGGACUUACUCAUAGCCAACAGUGGGAGUCCUGAUGCUUGCCUCUUCAUUUGCCCCAAAUGUUCUCCCAUCCUCCUUUUCCAAAUGAAUUUAGACACUUCAUAUUUUCUUUUUUAGUUCCUUUUCUGCUUUCCAAGGGUUAUAGGGAUUUGUCCCUUGUCCCUUAAGAGUUUUUGUUAUUAACUUUCUAUAUUGAAAUUGGAAUGACACAAAACCAGUUUUGGUUUCAUGUCAGAUAACAGUAGUUUUAUUUGUUUUAAUAUGAAACAGCAAAAAAAUGCAACAGACUUGUAGCUUUUUAAAGUGUUUUGGACUACAGUUCCAUUCUUCCACAUCCAUCAGCUUGUAUAAACUGAGCAUACCCAUUUUGAAAGGCAAAUAGCUUUAUUCUUGUAUUAUACAAGAUGAGUAAAUGUUGGUAAAGCCAUAAUAAUAAUAAUAACAAUGAUACAGUAGAGUCAUGCUUAUCCAACAUUCUGGAUUAUCCAAUGUUCUGGAUUAUCCAACGCAGUCUGCCUCCUGCCUGGAUCCACAGCUGUUUCUCUAGGCAGCAAAGACUGAACUUUUUACAGAUUUAACUUCCGACAAUUUCUGGAAGUUCAUUUUAUGCAAUUCUAUAUUUAUUUGUAGUCAAUUUGUUAGUAGCCAAUGUUUUUAUAGUCAAUGUUUUCAAUACAUUGCUGUGUUUUGGUGCUAAAUUCGUAAAUACAAGUAAUUACUACAUAA
Messenger RNA from Anolis carolinensis (green anole), 5103 nucleotides. RefSeq names its product aspartyl aminopeptidase (gene dnpep). The coding region runs from base 16 to 1719 and encodes 567 amino acids. Gene Ontology annotation, biological process: proteolysis. The record is from RefSeq and is a predicted model, not a curated record. The transcript has 15 exons. Gene Ontology annotation, molecular function: zinc ion binding; aminopeptidase activity. Lineage: Eukaryota; Metazoa; Chordata; Lepidosauria; Squamata; Anolidae.